This is a messenger RNA of Rhea pennata, 1959 nucleotides long. It is a transcript of the gene CLK3, whose product is annotated as CDC like kinase 3. Lineage: Eukaryota; Metazoa; Chordata; Aves; Rheiformes; Rheidae. The coding region runs from base 263 to 1735 and encodes 490 amino acids. Gene Ontology annotation, molecular function: ATP binding; protein tyrosine kinase activity; protein serine/threonine kinase activity. The record is from RefSeq and is a predicted model, not a curated record. Gene Ontology annotation, biological process: regulation of RNA splicing; peptidyl-tyrosine phosphorylation. The transcript has 13 exons. Gene Ontology annotation, cellular component: nucleus.
GGAGCGGGGACCCCGGAGUUGCCUUAGGGCUCGUGUCUCCCGUGCCUUUGCCGCUUCUUACGGCUCUACGCUCGGCGCUUUUAAAAAGCACUUUCCAGUCCCCGUCUGGCUUAAGAGCCCCGCAGGAUAGAUUAUACGUGGCCACAGAGGAGACACAGGGGGGCCAAUUUAUGUACAGAUCGUCGUGAAAGGCACCGGAAAAAUAAAUGAUAACGUUCUUCUAGUAACUUCAGCUUUCUGAGAGGACGCCUUGAAAUCUAAAAUGCAUCACUGUAAGAGAUAUCGGUCCCCUGAGCAGGAGACCUACUUGGGUCACAGAUGGAAGAGGAAGAGGUCUCAUAGCAGAGACUAUGAUGGAAGAUUACGAUACCCACCCCGGAGGGAUUUUGCAAGGAGAUCACGGUCUAGAAGCCAUGACAGGAUGCCUUACCACAGGAGAUACAGAGACAGGCGGGACAGCGACACCUACAGAUUUGAAGACCGAAGCCCGUCUUUCGGAGAGGACUAUUACUCGACCCGCGCACGGAACUGGCGGCGGUCCAGAGGCAGAGAGCAGCACCGCGCGAAGAAGCAUCAGCAUCACUGCCGGAAACGCAGGACCAGGUCUUGUAGCAGUGCCUCCUCGAGAAGCCAACAGAGCAGUAAGCGCAGCAGGAGCGUGGAAGAUGACAAAGAAGGCCACCUGGUGUGCAGGAUCGGCGAUUGGCUCCAAGAGCGAUAUGAAAUUGUCGGCAGCCUUGGUGAAGGCACUUUUGGCAAAGUUGUGGAGUGUGUGGACCAUGCCAGAGGCAAAUCUCAGGUGGCACUGAAAAUCAUAAAAAAUGUUGGAAAGUACCGAGAAGCAGCGAGGCUGGAAAUCAAUGUCCUGAAGAAAAUCAAAGAGAAGGACAAGGAGAACAAAUUCUUGUGUGUCCUGAUGUCAGAUUGGUUCAACUUCCAUGGCCACAUGUGCAUUGCCUUCGAGCUUCUAGGCAAGAACACUUUUGAGUUCCUGAAGGAGAAUAACUUCCAGCCAUACCCUCUCCCUCAGAUUCGGCACAUGGCCUACCAGCUCUGCCAUGCCUUGAGAUUUUUACAUGACAACCAGCUGACUCACACUGACCUCAAGCCAGAAAACAUCUUGUUUGUCAACUCAGAUUUUGACACGUUGUACAACGAGAAAAAGAGCUGCGAGGAGAAAUCUAUUAGGAACACAAGCAUCCGUGUGGCAGACUUUGGAAGUGCUACUUUCGAUCACGAGCACCACACCACUAUUGUGGCUACCCGGCACUACCGUCCACCAGAAGUCAUCCUUGAGCUGGGCUGGGCACAGCCAUGUGAUGUCUGGAGUACCGGCUGCAUUUUGUUUGAGUAUUACCGUGGCUUCACGCUCUUUCAGACUCAUGAGAACCGUGAACAUCUUGUCAUGAUGGAAAAAAUCCUUGGGCCAAUUCCAUCUCACAUGAUUCAUAAAACCCGGAAACAAAAGUACUUCCACAACGGGAACCUGGUGUGGGAUGAGAACACAUCAGAUGGGAGAUACGUCCAACAGAACUGCAAGCCCCUGCGGACAUACAUGCUGCAUGACUCACUGGAACACGCACAGCUCUUUGACUUGAUGAGGAGGAUGCUAGAAUUUGAUCCUUCCCAGAGGAUCACGUUCUCCGAAGCUCUCCUGCAUCCCUUUUUUGCUGGCCUCUCUGCAGAGGAAAGGAUGCUGUGUGGUCGAAGCGCAAGCCGGGAUCUGAGCAGAUGACAGUUGGGGUGGGUGAUUGCCUGCUGGAUUUGUAUAUACCGGAUUGGUCUAGCCUCUGCAGUUCAGCUCUGGUCACCCUCUUCUCUCUCAGAGUUCAGAGGUACUGGUGUACACUGUGACAUGGACCCUGGAUAGGGGAGGGGAAGAAAAGCUACAUUGGAAAGCACAGAUUUGUCUAUUUAUAUGUUGUAAAGUUAAAAUAAAGUGUUUCUUAUUGUUUGAUA